Messenger RNA from Colossoma macropomum (tambaqui), 999 nucleotides. RefSeq names its product taste receptor type 2 member 42-like. The transcript has a single exon. Gene Ontology annotation, biological process: G protein-coupled receptor signaling pathway; sensory perception of taste. Gene Ontology annotation, cellular component: membrane. The coding region runs from base 1 to 999 and encodes 332 amino acids. Gene Ontology annotation, molecular function: G protein-coupled receptor activity. Lineage: Eukaryota; Metazoa; Chordata; Actinopteri; Characiformes; Serrasalmidae. The record is from RefSeq and is a predicted model, not a curated record.
AUGGUUUAUAACUACUCAUAUUUAUACAUUGCAAUGAGUGCUAGAGUUUUUGCUAAAGUGAAUAUGCCUCUCUCGGCCGUCAGCCUUCUUUUGAACAUCUUUUUUAUCUACUGCAUGGUCUUUCCACAACAAGGAGCAGAGCAGCUGAAAAGAACUCUCAAGGUUUUACUGGGAUCACUUAUUGCCUGCAACAUUACUAUUCAUUCUUCCAGCAUCCUCACUGUUCUAUGUGAGUUUGUCUUAUAUAAUGUGAUAAACAACUGGUACAUAUGGUAUCUUAUGUUUGAUGUGAUUUUGGCCGUUAUGAUGUAUACCAUGAUGACCAUCGUUACUUCCUGCCACUGGAAGAACAUGUUUUACUUCUGCCAGAUUGUUCGUCUUCAGCAUUCUGUCUUCAUCUGGUUUAAGAGGAACAUACGAGCCAUCAUAAACUGUGCUUUGAUCUUAAAUGCAAUCUUAUUUUUGUUUGGAAUUAUUGUAGAAUUAGCUUAUGCAGUUGUACGAUUCAAUUAUCAGCAAUUACAUAAUGCCUCAGAUGAUGUAGCAGAGGCGCUGUGGAAUUCCGUACUAAUAAACCGGAAGAUAAGAUUAGUGGACUUCUGGACUAGAUUGGGCUGUUUUUUUCUCAGUCUUUGUGUGAUGUUGGCCUCAAGCUAUGCGACUGUUCUCUACCUGUGGAGACACAUAAAGAAUGUGGAGGAGAGCGGUCUCGUCUCUCCCCGACUCCAGAGACAGAUAAAGAUGACUAUCACAGGCAUCACAGUACAGGCACUCCUUCACUUCCUCUGCUCAGAUGGGAUUAUAUUAAUUCAGAUUAUACCGAAAUACUAUGAUGUGGAUUUGGAUUGGAAUGGAUACAUCAUCUGCACUAUCAUCUCUGUGUACUCUUUUGGGACAAGCAUUAACAUGAUGGUUAGUCAGUCGCUGUUCCGGCAGAGAGCAGUUUGUAUUUGGCAAAAACUUCUCCAGACUGUCAACUUCUCAUCCCUGAAUAAUUAA